AUGGUUGACCAGUUGCGGGAGCGCACCGAGCGGCUGCUGGCCGACUACCUGGGGUGCUGCGCCCGGGAACCCGGCACCCCCGAGCCGACGCCGUCCACGCCCGAGGCCGCCAUGCUGCGCUCCGCGGCCGCCAGGUUACGGCAGCUCCACCCGUCCUUCUUCUCCGCCUACCUCGGCUACCCUGGGAACCGCGUCGAGCUGGUGGUGCUGAUGGCGGAUUCCGUGCUCUCCGACAGCCCCGGCCCCACCUGGGGCAGAGUGGUGACGCUCGUGGCCUUCGCAGGGACGCUGCUGGAGAGAGGGCCGCUGGUGACCGCCCGGUGGAAGAAGUGGGGCUUCCAGCCGCGGCUAAAGGAGCAGGAGGGCGACGUCGCCCGGGACUGCCAGCGCCUGGUGGCCUUGCUGAGCUCGCGCCUCGUGGGGCAGCACCGCGCCUGGCUGCAGGCUCAGGGCGGCUGGGAUGGCUUUUGUCACUUCUUCAGGACCCCCUUUCCGCUGGCUUUUUGGAGAAAACAGCUGGUCCAGGCUUUUCUGUCAUGCUUGUUAACAACAGCCUUCAUUUAUUUCUGGACACGAUUAUUAUGAGUUUUAAAACUUUUAACCCGCUUCUACCUGCACAGCUGUGACCAACUAAAUGACAGAGGUGUGAAAACAAGAACUGAGGGAAAGCACCUUCCCCCACUCCAGACGUUUUUACCUGAAUGCAUACAAGGAGUCCUCAGGUGGUUAUUUGGCCAGUGUUUUAACUUGUGACAAGUACUCAGGUGUGAGGACAAGAAUGCAAAUGGCUCUUCCUUGAGUGAAAGAAAUGGGGAGUCUAGAGCCUCAUUAUGCCAAAGAAUCGCAGAAGAAACUGCAUUCCAUUAAAUGGGAAAUACGGUGCUAUUUGCUAAAACUUGGAUAAGAGUGCGAACCUCUCAUCUCUCCACAACUUCAUGUGCUGCUGACUAAUUUUAAUCAUGGCCACAGCUGGGGCAAAAU
Molecule: messenger RNA, 981 nt
Organism: Nomascus leucogenys (northern white-cheeked gibbon)
Lineage: Eukaryota; Metazoa; Chordata; Mammalia; Primates; Hylobatidae
Gene: BCL2L10
Product: BCL2 like 10
Biological process (GO): intrinsic apoptotic signaling pathway in response to DNA damage; extrinsic apoptotic signaling pathway in absence of ligand; regulation of apoptotic process
Cellular component (GO): mitochondrial outer membrane
Molecular function (GO): protein homodimerization activity; protein heterodimerization activity
Source: RefSeq, a predicted model, not a curated record